Messenger RNA from Ailuropoda melanoleuca (giant panda), 522 nucleotides. It is a transcript of the gene PPY, whose product is annotated as pancreatic polypeptide. The record is from RefSeq and is a predicted model, not a curated record. NCBI's taxonomy places the organism in Eukaryota, Metazoa, Chordata, Mammalia, Carnivora, Ursidae. The coding region runs from base 116 to 403 and encodes 95 amino acids. Gene Ontology annotation, biological process: neuropeptide signaling pathway; feeding behavior. Gene Ontology annotation, molecular function: neuropeptide hormone activity; neuropeptide Y receptor binding. The transcript has 4 exons. Gene Ontology annotation, cellular component: extracellular region.
UGGCUCUGCAUGUGGUCGAAUCUAUCACCCUGGAAGAGCAGUCUGCUGACUAGAAGACUGAAAACCUGUGCAGGGAGGGAGUGGUGGCCAUGCACACACAAGUGACCGCGACCUUAUGCCUGCCACCCACCGCUGCCUCUCCCUGCUGCUUCUGUCUGCCUGUGCAGCUCUGUUGCUGCAGCCACCGCUGGGGACCCAGGGGGCCCCGCUGGAGCCAGUGUACCCGGGGGACAACGCCACACCAGAGCAGAUGGCCCAGUACGCGGCUGAGCUCCGCAGAUACAUUAACAUGCUGACUAGGCCCAGGUACGGGAAGAGAGACAGAGAAGAAGCGCUGGACAUCCUGGAGUGGGGCUCCCCCCGUGCCGCUGCCCCCAGGGAGCUCAGCCCGAUGGACUUGUAACGCCACCGCCUGCCUCCUCUGACUCCAAGGGCAAUGCCGGCCCACCUCCCUGCUCUGCACCCUUGGCAAUGGCCGAAGCUUGCUCCCUGCUCGCACACAGACUAAAUAAAGCAAAUCAA